GUGUGAGAGAGAGUGCAUAUGUGUGUGUGAGAGUGUGUGUGUGUAUGAGUGUGUGUGCGAGAGAGUGCGUAUGCCUGUGUGUGUGUAUGAGUGUGUGUGUGUGUGUGGGUAUGUGUGUUUGUGUGUCACAGACUCUUGUCACAGGCUGGCAACAAACCUAUUGUUAUUUUUUGCUCUUCCUAAAAAGAAUAAGGGCCCACUAUUAUGCUUGUGUCACUUCCACAUUUUGAGCCUCCAGCCAACCGGAACCAAAGGUGUUCUGCGUCCUGACGUUUCCCAUAAGAAGGGGAAGCAUUUGGGAGGCGCGCGUGUGAGAUAAUGGAAUGAACAGCUCCUGAGGGUCUGCAGUGAAAGCGUGUUUCCCUGGGGGCACAAUGGGUUGGCACGCGGACAGGAAGCAGGGCUGCAGAAAGUGGAAAUGAGCCCGCCAGUCGUCAUGGUGACAUAUGGCACAGCCCUGUAGAGACUGAGCGGUGGUGUGAGUGAGUGAACCCGUAUCGCCAUGACGACCCACGUGACCCUGGAGGAUGCUCUGUCCAACGUGGACCUGCUGGAGGAGCUGCCCCUCCCCGACCAGCAGCCCUGCAUCGAACCCCCGCCCUCCUCCAUCAUGUACCAGGCAAACUUCGACACCAACUUUGAGGACAGGAAUGCGUUCGUCACUGGGAUCGCCCGCUACAUCGAGCAGGCCACCGUACACUCCAGCAUGAAUGAGAUGUUGGAGGAGGGGCAUGAGUAUGCUGUCAUGCUCUACACCUGGAGGAGCUGCUCACGAGCCAUACCUCAGGUGAAGUGCAACGAGCAGCCCAAUCGGGUGGAGAUCUAUGAGAAGACCGUGGAGGUUCUGGAGCCAGAGGUCACCAAGCUGAUGAAGUUCAUGUACUUCCAGCGGAAGGCCAUUGAGCGUUUCUGCAGCGAGGUGAAGCGUUUGUGCCACGCGGAGCGCAGGAAGGACUUUGUGUCCGAGGCCUACCUGCUGACGCUGGGCAAGUUCAUCAACAUGUUCGCCGUGCUGGACGAGCUGAAGAACAUGAAGUGCAGCGUGAAGAAUGACCACUCUGCGUACAAGCGGGCGGCCCAGUUCCUGAGGAAGAUGGCGGACCCCCAGUCCAUCCAGGAGUCCCAGAACCUGUCCAUGUUCCUGGCCAAUCACAACCGGAUCACCCAGUGUCUGCACCAGCAGCUGGAGGUGAUUCCGGGGUACGAGGAGCUUCUGGCCGACAUCGUGAACAUCAGCGUGGACUACUACGAGAACAAGAUGUACCUGACCCCCAGCGAGAAGCACAUGCUGCUCAAGGUGAUGGGAUUCGGUCUGUACCUGAUGGACGGUAACGUCAGUAACAUCUACAAGCUGGACGCCAAGAAGAGGAUAAACCUGGGGAAGAUAGACAAGUUCUUUAAGCUCCAGGUGGUGCCGCUGUUCGGCGACAUGCAGAUCGAGCUGUCCCGCUACAUCGAGACCAGCGCCCACUACGAGGAGAACAAGUCCAAGUGGACCUGCACGCAGAGCAGCAUCAGCCCGCAGUACAACCUGUGUGAGCAGAUGGUGCAGAUCCGGGACGACCACAUCCGCUUCAUCUCGGAGCUGGCCCGCUACAGCAACAGCGAGGUGGUGACGGGCUCCGGCCUGGACAGCCAGAAGUCGGACGAGGAAUACCGCGAGCUGUUCGACCUGGCCCUGCGCGGCCUGCAGCUGCUGUCCAAGUGGAGCACACACGUCAUGGAGGUGUACUCGUGGAAGCUGGUCCACCCCACAGAUAAGUUCUGUAAUAAGGACUGCCCGGGCACGGCGGAGGAGUAUGAGCGGGCUACGCGCUAUAACUACACCAGCGAGGAGAAGUUUGCGCUGGUGGAGGUGAUCGCCAUGAUCAAGGGCCUGCAGGUGCUGAUGGGGCGGAUGGAGAGCGUGUUCAACCAGGCCAUCCGCAACACCAUCUACGCCGCGCUGCAGGACUUCGCCCAGAUGACCCUGAGAGAGCCCCUCAGGCAGGCCGUGCGCAAGAAGAAGAACGUGCUCAUCAGCGUGCUGCAGGCCAUCCGAAAAACCAUCUGUGACUGGGAGGGGGCGCGGGAGCCCGCCAACGACCCCUGUCUGCGGGGCGAGAAGGACCCCAAGGGAGGGUUCGACAUCAAAGUGCCCCGCCGCGCCGUGGGCCCGUCCAGCACGCAGCUGUACAUGGUGCGCACGAUGCUGGAGUCGCUGAUCGCCGAUAAGAGCGGCUCUAAGAAGACCCUGCGGAGCAGCCUGGACGGGCCCAUCGUGCUCGCCAUCGAGGACUUCCACAAACACUCCUUCUUCUUCACCCACCUGCUCAACUUCAGCGAGGCCCUGCAGCAAUGCUGCGACCUGUCCCAGCUCUGGUUCCGCGAGUUCUUCCUGGAGCUCACCAUGGGCCGCAGGAUCCAGUUCCCCAUCGAGAUGUCCAUGCCCUGGAUCCUCACCGACCACAUCCUGGAGACCAAGGAACCCUCAAUGAUGGAGUAUGUGCUGUACCCACUGGACCUGUACAACGACAGCGGCUACUACGCUCUGACCAAGUUUAAGAAGCAGUUCCUGUACGACGAGAUCGAAGCGGAGGUGAAUCUGUGUUUUGACCAGUUUGUCUACAAGUUGGCAGAUCAGAUAUUUGCCUACUACAAAGCGAUGGCGGGCAGCGUCCUCCUGGACAAGCGGUUCCGGGCAGAGUGUAAAAACUACGGCGUGAUAAUCCCGUAUCCCCCCUCCAACCGCUACGAGACGCUGCUCAAACAGAGACACGUACAGCUCCUGGGACGUUCCAUCGAUCUGAACCGCCUCAUCACCCAGCGGAUCUCCGCCGCCAUGUACAAGUCCCUGGACCAGGCCAUCAGCCGCUUCGAGAGCGAGGACCUCACCUCCAUCGUGGAGCUGGAGUGGUUGAUGGAGAUUAACCGCCUGACGCAUCGCCUGCUCUCCAAGCACAUGACCCUGGACAGCUUCGACGCCAUGUUCCGAGAGGCCAACCACAACGUCUCCGCACCCUACGGCCGCAUCACGCUGCACGUCUUCUGGGAGCUCAACUUCGACUUCCUGCCCAACUACUGCUACAACGGGUCUACCAACCGGUUUGUUAGGACAGCCAUUCCCUUUACCCAGGAGCCUCAGCGGGACAAACCAGCCAAUGUCCAGCCCUACUACCUGUACGGGUCAAAGCCCCUGAACAUCGCGUACUCGCACAUCUACAGCUCCUACAGGAACUUCGUGGGACCGCCGCACUUCAAGACCAUCUGCCGCCUCCUGGGGUACCAGGGCAUCGCCGUGGUGAUGGAGGAGCUGCUGAAGAUCGUGAAGAGCCUGCUGCAGGGCACCAUUCUGCAGUAUGUGAAGACCCUGAUAGAGGUGAUGCCCAAGAUCUGCAGACUGCCACGGCACGAGUAUGGAUCACCAGGUAUCCUGGAGUUCUUCCACCACCAGCUGAAGGACAUCAUUGAGUAUGCCGAGCUGAAGACAGACGUGUUCCAGAGCCUGAGGGAGGUGGGCAACGCCAUCCUGUUCUGCCUGCUGAUCGAGCAGGCCCUGUCCCAGGAGGAAGUGUGUGACUUACUGCACGCAGCACCCUUCCAGAACAUUCUCCCCCGCGUCUACAUCAAAGAGGGGGAGCGUUUGGAGGUGAGGAUGAAGAGGCUCGAAGCGAAGUACGCCCCCCUUCACCUGGUGCCCCUGAUCGAGAGGCUGGGAACCCCUCAGCAAAUCGCGAUCGCGCGGGAGGGCGACCUGCUGACGAAGGAGCGGCUGUGCUGCGGCCUCUCCAUGUUCGAGGUGAUCCUGACACGCAUCCGCAGCUACCUGCAGGACAGCGUGUGGCGGGGCCCGCCGCCCACCAACGGCGUGAUGCACGUGGACGAGUGCAUGGAGUUCCACCGCCUCUGGAGCGCCAUGCAGUUUGUGUACUGCAUCCCCGUGGGCACGCACGAGUUCACUGCAGAGCAGUGUUUUGGAGACGGGCUGAACUGGGCCGGCUGCUCCAUCAUCGUUCUGCUGGGGCAGCAGCGGCGUUUCGACCUCUUCGAUUUCUGCUACCACCUGCUGAAGGUGCAGAGACAGGACGGCAAGGACGAGAUCAUCAAGAACGUGCCCCUGAAGAAGAUGGCCGACCGCAUCAGGAAGUACCAGAUCCUGAACAACGAGAUCUUUGCCAUCCUCAACAAGUACAUGAAGGCGGUGGAGACGGACAGCUCUACCGUGGAACAUGUGCGCUGCUUCCAGCCCCCCAUACACCAGUCCCUGGCCACUACCUGCUGAGACCCCCCCUCCCCAAACACACACCCUCUCUGGUCUGUAUCUCCAUUAGGGCAGAACUCAUCACCUGAUUGGUUCUGAGAAUAAAUGUAGGCAUCCCCUUCACACACACCCUGCACGCAGAUCCAUGCACAUCAGUUUGCACAGGUACGCAGGUACGCAGAUAUACAGGUAUACAGGUGCACAGGUAUGCAGGUGUACAGGUACGCAGUUAUACAGGUAUACAGGUACACAGGUAUACAGGUAUGCAGGUAUGCAGGUGUACAGGUGCACAGGUACGUAGGUAUACAGGUAUGCAGGUGUACAGGUACGCAGUUAUACAGGUAUACAGGUGCACAGGUAUACAGGUACGCAGUUAUACAGGUGUACAGGUAUACAGGUGCACAGGUACGCAGUUAUACAGGUAUACAGGUGCACAGGUACGCAAUUAUACAGGUAUACAGGUGCACAGGUACGUAGGUAGACAGGUAUGCAGGUAUACAGGUGCACAGGUACGCAGGUAUGCAGGUAUACAGGUACACAUGAACACAGGUAUACAGGUGCACAAGUAUACAGGUACACAGGUAUAUGAGAAUAAGGCCCCACCCUUUCUCAAAUGUAAGGGAGCGUAGCACAAUUCCUCUCCUAUGAAAUAAAAGAACAAAGUCAUGUCCUCCUCUGCUGCUGAAAGCCAUUAAAAAUGUAAGACUUCAUGUCUCAGAGAUUACAGACGACCCCCACUACACCCGACACAAAGUGUAGAAUUAUCUAAUCAAUUCAUUUGGCGGUGUGAUGAAGGAGUAUAGGGCCUUGUUCAAUAUAGCUGCAGAGUUCCACUGAACAGUGCAUUAAUCAUUUUAGUCUCUUUUUUUUAACCCAGAUUUAUUAAAUUUUUUUGUUUCAGCUGCCAACACAAAAAACCUGUUUUGUUUGAGUUUGAGGACGGGUUGCAUUGUGGUUAGAUUGACUCGGGCCCUGAGAGGAGAACGAUGCACCUUGUUGCUUCAGCUGCUCAGAUUGGCUUCAGUUUCUGUCGCGUUUUCCAUAACGUUUCACCUCACUGCGUGGACUACUGUAUCUCACAGAACUGCUUCCUGUAAAUACGCAUUUCAUUGUUUUUAAUGUCACUCGUUUUAGCUGUAAUCACCAAGCCCAAGCACACUGCCUUCGCUUGCUUCACUUCCAGGAGAAGAAUCUCCACAAAUUCUCCAUUUUGUUUUAGAUUUCAAUUAAGAACAUGGGAGGGUAAUGAGAGCUGAAUCAGUGCUGUGGUUUUUCAAUAAGCUGUACCCCUACCCCCAAUACAGAGACCCCCCCCCCUUAACUGUGGACAGUGAGUGUCUAAGGUUUUAAUGGGGGAAUAAACAUUCAGAACUUGUACCAGCCCUUCAGUGGAAGAAAACCUGAUUCAUUUCUGAAAAACGGUAGUUCAAGUAAAAGAAAAAGUCUGUUCAAGACACGGUUAGCUGACGAACGGGCAGCCGGUGGGUGUAGAUAAUUCUGUUCAUUAGCAUGCUUUUUGUAAUUGAGCGAAAGGACAAAAUAAACAGACCAGAGCAUCGAUCAGGUUCCAGGCGAGGAUUCUGCCUCCACCGCAGUCGCCUGUAGCCCCCUCCGACACGUCAAAGUAGCGUCUGUAAAACUCGCCAACAGACCCCCGGACCAACCAAUAAACAUGCUCCUUUCAGAACUGGAAAUAACGCAGAGCUCCGGAUUUUAAAAGAUGUUGAAACAGUAGGUUCCUGUCAUUGUGUGCGUCACAGACAUAACGUUAUGUGAUUUUUUUAAAUUACUGUAUUGUACAGAGAACGGCCUCAAAUGGUGGUAUGUUAAUGUUGACACACAUGUGACCCCUGACCCCACAGAACCUCUAUGCUGUGGGGGGAGGGACAGUGUAAAUACCAGCUCCAUUGAAUCCACAUAUACAUAACCACCCAAGAGAGAGAUAAUUAUAUAUAUAUGAAAGAUACCAGAUCACACUGGGUUUUUUGCUUUUAUUUAUUGUCUUUUUUCCUGGUUUUCUGGCUUCUGAAUCGAACGCGAGGAUUUGCCCCCUCACCUCUGCUGUACAGUACAUAACAAAGUGAAGUACCGAGUGCUGUAACCGUUUAGCAUUUCUUUUCUUUUUGAUUUUUUUUUAGUAUAUUGAUAAUUUAAUCCGUAUCUUCAUAAUAUGUUGGUUCUACUUCUGACAAGAAAUGUCACCUAUUUUUGCAAGUCAGAUUCUUAAUGCUGUUUUGUCUGUAAAACAGUUUAGAUAUGCAAGACACGGUGGCAAUGUUACAUUUUUCAGACCUGGAAUGUGUUGUCUGAGAAAUGUGUGGAAUUUGUGAUUGGUUGAAAUAUGUCUUGCAAGCAAAUUACCUGAAUAGAACCACAACAUUAGCAUAACCUGAUUUGAUAAAAGGUCAAAAUGGGGAGGAGUUGAAUGAUUGUCUUUGAAAACUACAGACCAAUCAGACUCCCUUCUUAGUAAUAGAGGAUUUGAAGUAAAAUCAUCUGUUGCUUUUUUCGCCCCUUACUCCAACAGGGAGAAUAUUCUGGAAAUAAGUCAGUAUUUGCAAUUAUUGGUUCUUUACUUUCAGUGUUACCAAAUCAUACAUUUAAUAUAUUUAUAUCUAUUUUCCAUUUUAUAUUUGAAACAACAUUUUUAGUAAAACGAAAAGUCUUAAACAAAAAUGCAUGGCAGCUUCUGUUGUGAAUUAUUUCUUUUGAAUGUGUGUCCUAAUUUAGUAUUUUCUUUUCAAGUUUUUGUUUUGAUUGUUUUUAUGGUUUUAAGUAGUGGUUUCCACUGUUCCUUAAUUGAUAUUUAUUAAUACAAUUCAUUUUACUUUAAUUUUCCUUGAAUGGGGUGAACAUUUAAAUUGAAGAAGAAAAAAAAACAAAGCAUAAUUUUAAAGUCUUAGCAUGGCAGGUGUAAUUUAUUGUGGCCCUAUUUGUGACAUGAGGUUCUGUUCAUAUUGUUGUACGAGUGAUCAUGUUCUGGAAAAUAAAAGAAAAGAAACUACACAACAAACAGUCCAUCGGAAGAACUGAAAUGAUGUUGUAUUUCCAUGAAAUAAAUAAAAAAUCUAACUGAA
This is a messenger RNA of Conger conger (European conger), 7317 nucleotides long. RefSeq names its product cytoplasmic FMR1 interacting protein 2 (gene cyfip2). Bases 503 to 4261 code for a protein of 1252 amino acids. The transcript has 29 exons. Gene Ontology annotation, biological process: apoptotic process; cell projection assembly; regulation of actin filament polymerization. NCBI's taxonomy places the organism in Eukaryota, Metazoa, Chordata, Actinopteri, Anguilliformes, Congridae. Gene Ontology annotation, molecular function: small GTPase binding. Gene Ontology annotation, cellular component: synapse; neuron projection. The record is from RefSeq and is a predicted model, not a curated record.